Messenger RNA from Oryza sativa Japonica Group (Japanese rice), 1130 nucleotides. RefSeq lists its product as uncharacterized. The record is from RefSeq and is a predicted model, not a curated record. Lineage: Eukaryota; Viridiplantae; Streptophyta; Magnoliopsida; Poales; Poaceae. Gene Ontology annotation, cellular component: mitochondrion.
AGCAGCGUAAUAGGCCUCUUGCCUCCUUGCGUUGCGACCCAGCCCCCUGUCCCCUGGCCUCCCCUCCUCCAGCACCCGUUCCGUCUCCUUCGCCCGCCGCCUACGCCGUCGCGCCGAUCUCCAUCACCGCGAGUAGCGGCGCCGGCGUCGUGCUGCUUCCGGCUUCCGCCGCAUAUUCUCGCCUCUGACUCCUUGCGCGCAAGCCAGUCUCCACGUCACAUCAGCCUCGACUCCCGUCUCCUCGCGAGUUCGUCGGCCGCCUGCGUCGACCUCUUAUACAUCGCGCGAGCAGCGGUGCCGUCGCCCUGCUGCUUCCGCCUCCGGGAGGCGCUGUGUGUGGUCAAAAAUUAAAGGAGAGGGAGGGAGAGGUAGCAUAUUUCUCCCCCAAAACGUUUGGGGGUUCAGCUGAACCCCCAUGCCCCACCGGUAGGUCUCACAGAAUUGUACAUCAUGCAACCUUUUCUCCUGAAUUUCCAGGGUUACGGGACAGUUUGCAUGGCAUGAUCAUAUUUUGCUAAGGUUCUAUUAGAGUGUCAUUCGAUGGCCCAUUUCAUGGACUUAAGGGCUUUCAUCCUGCGUGCACGUGUUUUAAAGCUUUAUAGGCAGGCCUUGCGCAUGACUCGCCGAGCUCCUGUGCAUGCACGCGAUGAGUUGAGGCAAACUGUAAGAGCUGAGAUUGAAAAAAAUCGCCGUUGUGACGAUAAACAGAAGAUUAAGUUCUUGAUCAGUGAAGGUCUGCAACGAUUAAAAGGUCUUGAUGAGAUGCUUGACAUGACAGGAAAUAGUUAACUUGAGUUUCAUGUGGGAAUCUACUGUUGUAUUCAAUUCUCUCAUGGAUCCAUGUAGUUAUAUAACACACUUUACCCUUUACAAAGGGCAAGACAUUUGUUGUUCUCUAGUUUCAUCUGCGGAACCUGUACAAUAUUUGGGGCUGGAUUGGGGUUAGGUUGGCUCAGAACUACAGAUCAUGGACCUUUUCUAGAAGUCAGCUGGUUUCCACACCAAGAUAUUUUGGUUAAUUGUUUUCUGUAACUUUCUUAUCAAGGGAUGUAAAGUCGAGGAUAGUUCUGUAUUUUUUUUCUCACACUUAACAUAGAACAGGACUGAAGGUUUUUCCAGUUUUGAGCUAA